Messenger RNA from Zea mays, 1849 nucleotides. RefSeq lists its product as uncharacterized. The record is from RefSeq and is a predicted model, not a curated record. Bases 157 to 1593 code for a protein of 478 amino acids. The transcript is spliced from 2 exons. NCBI's taxonomy places the organism in Eukaryota, Viridiplantae, Streptophyta, Magnoliopsida, Poales, Poaceae.
UCUUACAGCACCUUCUCUUCUUGUCUUUUCUUGAUGCUAGUUCAUGAAUAAAAAAAACUGGUGUAACAAAAAUGCGUGGAGAAGUUGGCGCCCAACUACCGUACCGGAGUGACUGCUGGUCCUAUAAAACCCCGGCGCCGCUCGCUGCAUGCUGUCAUGCUCCCGCGCCCACAGAGAGCCUGCCGUCUCCUUACAAUUCUGAUCGCCCCCGCCAUACGCGCGCGACGACAAGACCACCACAGAGCCAUGGGCAUCUUCACGGUGACCAAGCUAUCCGAGGGCCCCGUGCGGCCGUCCGCCGACACGCCGUCGGAGACGCUGCCCCUGGCCUGGGUCGACCGGUACCCGACGCACCGCGGCCUCGUCGAGUCCACGCACAUCUACUGCUGCGACGACGUCGCGAAGACGCUGCUGCUGCCUGCUGCGCCGGCCGAGGGCGACGCCGACGCACUGGCGCCGACGAAGAAGGAGGUGAUCACCAAGAAGUCCCCGGCCGCGGUGGUGCGCGCCGCGCUGGCGGACGCGCUGGUGCACUACUACCCGUUCGCGGGCCGGAUCGUGGAGGACGUGCCGGGGCGCCCCGCCGUGCUGUGCUCUGCCGAGGGCGUCUACUUCGUGGAGGCCGUGGCCAACUGCACCCUCGCCGACGUCAACUUCCUGGAGCGGCCGCUGCUCCUCGCCAAGGAGCAGCUCGUGCCGUGCCCCACGCCGGAGCUCUGGCCCGUCUUGCCGCACAACAGCCUUGCCAUGAUACAGGUCACGGCCUUCACCUGCGGCGGCUUCGUGGUGGGCCUGCGCACCAACCACGCGGUGGCGGACGGCACGGGCGCGGCGCAGUUCCUGAGCGCCGUGGGCGACCUCGCCCGCGGGCUGCCGGAGCCCCGCGUGAGGCCCGUCUGGGGCCGGGACCGCUUCCCCGACCCGGACAUCAAGCCCGGCCCGCUCCCGGAGCUGCCGGCGCUGGCGCUGGAGUACAUAGCGUUCGACUUCCCCACCGCGUACCUCGACGAGCUCAAGUCGCAGUACGCGGCGUCCACGGGCGGCAAGUUCUGCUCGGGCUUCGACAUCGUCAUCGCCAAGCUCUGGCAGUGCCGGACGCGCGCCAUCGCCGCCGCCCUCGGCCCCGACGACGUCAGGCUCUGCUUCUUCGCCAGCGUCCGGCACGUGCUGAAGCUGGAGCCGGGCUACUACGGCAACGCCAUCUUCCCCGUGAAGGUGUGCGCGCCGGCGGAGAAGGUGGCCGGCUCGUCGGUGGUCGAGCUCGUCGGCAUGGUCCGGGACGCGAAGCGCCGGAUGGCCGAGGAGUGCCUGCGCUGGGCCGAGGGCCGCACCGGCGGCGUCGACCCGUUCCAGAUGACCUUCAACUACGAGUCCGUGUACGUGUCGGACUGGAGCAAGCUCGGGUUCGCCGACGUGGACUACGGGUACGGCACGCCCAUGUCCGCCGGCCCGCUGGUGAACUGCGACCUCAUCGCGUCGGUCAUCGUCAUGAGGGCGCCCGCGCCGCUCGCCGGCACGCGGCUUCUGGCCAGCUGCGUCACCAAGGAGCACGCCGACGACUUCGCCUGCAGGAUGCGGGAGGACCUAGUCUGAUAUAUAGGUGAGUAUGGAGAUGAUGGAACCCUGCCGCUGUACCUGUACCUACGUGUGAGUGUGGCCAGAGUCAGAGCUAUACGUUGUGGACGUUAAGGUAUUGUAUCGCAACUAGUAGAUGCACUACGUACGUGUGUGUAUACAAACAAAAUUCGCAUGGAGUUGUUGAGUAACUUACUGACGAUGCAGCCAGCGUCAGGGAGCAGCGUUGACUAAAAAGACACAGCGAGCCACGAAUAUACGACUCAUUUUUCAA